AUGUCUCAGCUCUCCGAAGUCUACCUAUCGUCUAGCUUCGAAACUCCAGACGGGGUGCCAUUAGACGCGCUCCAAUUCCUCCUUCCUGACGAUUCCCUCUCCCAACGCAAAAGCCAGAGUCACUUCCAAUCUGAGAGCCAGUUUGCUUCAACCCUUGACCUUCCGGAUAACCGAGUUCAAAUUCGUGUGGCAUCUCAAGCCCCAGAUACCCUUCCGCGAAUGAGGCCCGACCGCAUUAACGAGUUUAUUAUCUGCACACCAGCGAUGUCUGCAGAAUUCGUUCAGUGGUGGCUUCACACUAACUAUGGUAAGUCGAAGCGGAUUAAUUGGGAUAUAAGCCCUGGAAGCCGUUGUGCAAAGUGCUGGGAAGGGUUUCAUCAAGUUGCAAAUGCCAAAGAUGGAAAGCCAGGGGUUAUGUGUAAUCACUGCUGUACAGUUCUCGCGCAUCCAGCUACGAACCAUACUGGAACAUCGACAAUGCAGAAACAUCUCGAUGGACCAAGGUGCCGACAGCGACUACUGGAGAAGGGUAAUGGUAGUAUCCAUCAACUACUUAGUAACGCGGUAAGUUCGAACUAA
This is a messenger RNA of Penicillium salamii, 579 nucleotides long. The record is from the annotation of a GenBank genome assembly. NCBI's taxonomy places the organism in Eukaryota, Fungi, Ascomycota, Eurotiomycetes, Eurotiales, Aspergillaceae.